UUUUCCUCGUUUGCCUGUUCUAUCUGCAUAUUCUUUCGAAUCCAUCCGAGGAAAAAGACAUCCUACAGGCAAGCGACGAAUUUUUCUGCUGAAAGUGCGUUUCAAAGCCUCUCAGUUGAAUUAGGUGUUUCGAAACCUCGGCCGUGCUGCAUCAUUGAUAUUGGUUGGAAAAUUGGUACCAUUGGUUUGUUCGAAAUUAACAAGAUGCGAAUGCCAUUUUAAAAGAUUCACACUUUAGGGAAGGCGAUCCUCGGAUUUUCUGAACCAUCUUGCCAAGAAAAAAAAAAACAAAUUCUUUAUAGAAUGAGCAGCGCAUCUAGUAAUUGGGAUACCGAUUCCCCAAAUGUAUCACCAACCAGAACCGGUGGUGGUACUUUUACAUGGAACCGAUCCACAUAUGGUAAUCGAAAUGUCGGGAGCAAUGGUGCUAAUAUUGCUACACCGAGGAAACGGCCACGUUGGAAUCUUAGCAGAAACAGAGAGUACAACUUUUUCGGCCGGUCCAACGAUUCCGUGCGAUGCGAAAAUAUUGCCCUCAAGGUUCUGAACCGACAACAUUGCGGAUAUUUCAGUACAGGACUCAAUAAACGUUCCCACAAAGUUCCCUAUCGAGAGGUGCCGGAGCAUUUGAGUUUUUGUUUGAAGGAAAUUGUGCCAUACUGCUAUCUGCAAGGACAUGUGUUCAUGGGACUAACGGCUUGUGGUCAGUUUUUGAUUAGCUACAAAGUUUCGUACGACUAUGAUGAAGUUAUCACGAAUGAAUAUAAUUUCUCUUCUAACUAUAAAUACGAGUUAUAUUUUUGGAUCUACCGACCACAUUUCCUGCUUAGUAAAUAUUUUCACGUCUGUUUGUUCGAUGAUCAUGGGGUAGAUGAUAUCAAGACGGUAUCUAUAACGCAGUGGAAAACCGAUCGUCAGUUGUUAGUUGUUCACGGGGCCAGCGAGAAAGAAGACUGCGAUUCGUACAUGACAUUGGUACGUGUUCCUCGGUUGGGUUGUCUGGAAUGUCGACAAGUGCGAGAUGCUAACGAGGAGGAUGUUAAUCGGGUAGAUAUUCUUUGCAUCCGAUGUAACAUGACCAUACAUACCAAGUACAGAAAUUCCGACUCGGGUCCUAAAUUCAAUCCUCGCUAUAAUUUAAACUGCCCGGGUUAUAUAAUUAUGAGUGAAAGCAGUUUUAUUCAUACAAUCAAUAUUAAAUUGGACAUGAGCCGAUGUCCCGAUCGGAAAAAAUCAUCAGCGGUGCUUAGUAGCAAGUAUAUUUCCAAAUAUUCAAACCCAAUAGCGCCCACCCAAGUGCGGAUUAACCUUCCUCAACAAAAAGAGGCACCUAAUACAAAGGAUAAUGUAAAGAGGGAAACUAUGCAAACUACCAGGACUGAGAUAAAUCAUCCGCAAAUUUCGCUCAGCAUAGCUGAUCAGAUCAUAGCGGACUUUGCGGAAUAUGAGACUGAAAAUUAUGAAUCCAAAUGUUCCCAAUCUCUUUCCCUGAUAAAUCGUGCCACCAAUAGACUGUCUUCAAAUUCCACCGUCGUCACACCACGCAAUCAUCCAUCGGCAACAGUGGUCUUUCCCGAAAAUUUCGAUGAAUUAGUCAUUACUUGUGACCCAGAAGUUACGAAUCCGUCUCGCAGUAGCCCUUCCUCAAUUAUGACAUCUAAAAGUUCAACUGCAUCAGGCCAUCAGGAGCCGCUUUCUCCGUCUUCCAAUGUUCGAUUGAUGGAUCAUAGAAACCAUACGAAUAUAGAGUUGAGAGUUUCCAGUUCCAACGCCACAACGUCCGAGCUAAUUGGGCCUGAUAGUAAUCAUAAAUCCUACGUCACUAGAAUUGAUCUGCAAACACGUGACAUGGACACUCCCAUGGGAUCCAAUAAUUUAUUGCUCAAGCCACAGGAGCACAACGGGAUACCAUCUAGUUCCUCAGCAUCGCCAACUGCAUUAGCAAUUGGUGUCAACUCUGGUAGGACACCAUUAAGAAGGCGAUCCUAUCUAUCUACCAGAUCGACUGAAUCUAGUGUUCCUAACGAAGCAUUGCCUGCAGGGUCAAGUGCCGAUGUAGCUGCUAAAGCUUACGAGUUUUCUGAAGAUACAGAACGCUGUGAAAAAAUAAGCAUUUUCAGAAAACGACGUCUAGCGGAUAAAAAAUACGAGUUCUCUGAAGAUAGCAGCCAUGGGGAUAGCAUCAUUGUUCCUUUCAACAGAUUGCGCAAUGAAAUACGCACCCGAAAUGCUUCUCAUCAGAACUUUCAAAUAUGCAGUCCAUCACAUCAAGGUGCAUACGAUAUGGCAAACCAUCUCCAUAGAGCUUCACCAAACCAUGGCUUUCGAUCGCCCUGCGGUUCUCCAGUUGGAAAUCGAUAUCUCCGAUCCCCUCCAGGAAUACGAUCUCCUAACUAUUACCGCCAUCAUUCGCCUGGUGCAAAUCCUCUUCCUACCACAUCCAGCCGCCCUGGACAAUCGGCGGCAGCCCACAUUAUCCGAAUGACAAAUUUUGAUCCGAAAGAUUUCAUUCAUCAUUCGGGCAAUGGAUCCGAGGAGAUCCCGAGAUUCUUCAUCGACGCCAUUCAAAGAUUUAACGAGAAAAAACUUCAAGUUGAUGGAGGUCAAAACGAAAAUAUUAACUCCGAUAAUCUGCUACCAAUGAAACAUAAUGCUUGUGAGGGGUUUCCUUCCAUUAUUUUGCACGAAGUAAAGGGAGAAAAAAAACCUAUCUGCUCUAAAAAGAUCGUUAAAAUUUUCGUCGAAGAAGACGAUGCCAAUUCGGUCCUGACAACUGAAGAAGAUGACUGCAUUUCUCCUGGUUAUCAUGCCUCGUUACCAAUGGAAGUACACGGUUCCUGCUAUUCCAAUAUGCAAAUUAUUACACCGGCAUCGUACAGUAAGUUGAGCUGCCCAGCGGUUAUAGUCACACAGAAUUCAUUCGAUAUGGAAACGUUCUCAUUCCACGUGGCCAGCUACAUCUGCGAAAAAAACGACAAAAAGUAUGGUAUCCUGUUUGAUUCGGCCUAUGAACUGACCCAUGUCUGCCCGCUAACUGACACCAUCACCUGCACUAUGGUUCUACAGUUCACAGCAAGUGAUGCUAACAUAGUCAAGCAGUGUCAUAACUGCUCCAACACCAUAGACUGUCGUACGCAUCGCAAAAUUUAUCAGUGCCGAUCUCUAUUCACUUGGAACAUGACCACUGGCAAUUGGACGGUUUUGGACUACGGAAAUCUGGCCGGCGGACCUUAUCUUGAACUGAAAAAAUUGGCCUCAAACUAUAAUCGACUGUUGGUAAAGCUACGCAAGUUCACCCGUAAACUUUUUGUUUCGUCUGAUGUCAACCCACUGUUCGCCGAUUCUGACCGGACCUACGAGUAUCUGGCUCAUUUGAGGGUGCUAGAUUCGAACAACGAAAAAACUAAACAACACCUAGUGGAUUUGCUGCACAUGAUUGAAUUCUAUCGGAAGCCAUUGCACAACAACAGCGACGACAGUGAUGAUGAUGACGAUGAUGAUGCUUCGAUCAGUUCUGUUGGUUCGUCACAUACGAACGAUGAUGGAAACACGGUUGCACUGACCUCUGAUACGGUUAGUGACGAAGAUGAUAUUUGAACGAUUUAAACCUUAAACUUAGCAAUGUACUGCUUGCAAUGCAAAAAGGGUUCCCGGUGAUAUUGAUGUGUUGUGUCGUAGAUGUUUUCUAUAAUCUACUCUUGGUCUCUGUUUUAAAAUAAUAAGAAUUUCUUUUCACAACGAACUUUUUAAAAUAUCAAUCGAUCUACUUUGCAGUGUAUUACCCAACAAAUAAUGGAACUUAACCCAUUUCCAUACCUUUGCUACGUGUAGAUAUCAUAAAAAUAAAGUUUUAGAUUGUGGUACAAUUUGAAUAAAAGAAAAUUUACGAGAGAUAAACCUAUUUCUUUUCAUGAAUGCAGAUUAAUGUUGCAGACCAAAUGCUGGUAAUGUAUUUGCAUAAUAUUGAACUAACAUGUAAAUUGCUCAGUUUUUCAGCAUCUGAAUAGUUGGAACUCUAAUAUGCGCUGAAGAAGAUGUUCAGGCACAUCAAACUACAUUGACUAUAAAAAUAUUUUCUAAAAUGACAUGUUUAAAACCGAAACCUGAACAUCAGGCCAAAUUUUUUUUCUAUUCCAAUCCUAACAUGUUUAAUUAAAUCUUAUGCGAAACAUCAUCAAUUAUACAAUUUUAUUACGUUCAAACUUUAAAAUUUUUAGAACAAAGAAAAAUUUAUUCAAAAUUAUCUGUUUUAAGUGUGCGCAAAAUCAAGUUUUUUUAAAACACAUAUUUUCUAAAUUCCAACGUCUUCAGACGAGUUGUAAGGUGUAAAAUAAUUAAUCCUGCAAUUAACAAUUCAACUAUCUGGAUUGUGUACCAAAAGCGCGGAUGGAUGUACACUUGAUCUUGUCUGUAAAUGCAGAUACUGGCAGAGGAACGUGCCCACCUACAGGCAUUGUUUAAAAUUAAAGAUAAUUAGUCUCCUAUAAUGAUAACAAGUGAUUGUGGUUCAUAAGUCUGAAGGAACAAAUAA
Messenger RNA from Uranotaenia lowii, 4531 nucleotides. RefSeq lists its product as uncharacterized. Gene Ontology annotation, biological process: protein ubiquitination. The coding region runs from base 304 to 3597 and encodes 1097 amino acids. Gene Ontology annotation, cellular component: Cul4-RING E3 ubiquitin ligase complex. Lineage: Eukaryota; Metazoa; Arthropoda; Insecta; Diptera; Culicidae. The transcript is spliced from 6 exons. The record is from RefSeq and is a predicted model, not a curated record.